AUGGAGCCGGAGGAAAGCGGGGCGCGAGAAGCCCCCAACCUGGCGCAGAUGGCCGCCUCCAAACUCAGCCGGAUCGGGGACAGGAGCAAGCGGCUGGGCAGCGCCAUGCAGGAGCCGGCCCGCCAGAGGCGGAUCGUCCUGGUCAUCGUGUGCGUGGUGCUGCUCCUGGACAACAUGCUCUACAUGGUCAUCGUGCCCAUCAUCCCGGACUACCUCGAGGGGAUGCGCCAGGGGCAAGGCGGGCAAGCCUCCCCCGCCCCGGGCAACGGCAGCGAGCGGGGAGCGGCGCACGGGGGCGACUUCGACAUGCAGGUCGGAGUCCUGUUCGCCUCCAAGGCCAUCGUGCAACUGCUCGUCAACCCGCUGAGCGGCACCUUCAUCGACUGGGUGGGCUACGACAUCCCGCUGGUCAUCGGCCUGGGCAUCAUGUUCCUGUCCACGCUGGGCUUCGCCCUGGCCGAGAACUACGUCACGCUGCUGCUGGCGCGCGGCAUGCAGGGCAUCGGCUCGGCCUUCGCCGACACGUCGGGCAUCGCGCUGAUCGCCGACCGCUACACGGAGGAGGCCGAGCGCAGCCGCUCGCUGGGCAUCGCGCUGGCCUUCAUCUCCUUCGGGAGUCUGGUGGCGCCCCCCUUCGGCGGGAUCUUGUACCAGUUCGCCGGCAAGCGGGUGCCCUUCCUCAUCCUGGCCGCCGUGUGCCUGGCCGACGGGCUCAUGUGCCUGGCGGUCCUCAAGCCCUUCGCCGACCGCGAGCGGGCCAACAUGCCGGUGGGCACGCCCAUCUGGCGGCUCAUGGCCGACCCGUACAUCGCGGUGGUGGCCGGGGCGCUGACCAUCUGCAACAUCCCGCUGGCCUUCCUGGAGCCCACGCUGGCCACGUGGAUGGAGAAGACCAUGAACUCCAGCAACUGGGAGAUGGGCAUGACCUGGUUCCCCGCCUUCUUCCCGCACGUGCUGGGGGUCUUCCUGACGGUCAAGCUGGCCGCCAAGUACCCGCACCUGCAGUGGUUCUACGGGGCCGUGGGCAUGGUGUUCAUCGGGGCCAGCUCGUGCACGGUGCCGGCGUGCAAGAACUUCGGGGAGCUGAUGGUGCCGCUGUGCGGGAUCUGCUUCGGCAUCGCCUUCGUGGACACGGCGCUGCUGCCCACGCUGGCCUUCCUGGUGGACGUGCGCCACGUGUCCGUCUACGGCAGCGUGUACGCCAUCGCGGACAUCUCCUACUGCGUGGCCUACGCCAUGGGGCCCGUGGCGGCCGGCAAGAUCGUGCACGACCUGGGCUUCGCGCAGCUCAACCUGGGCAUGGGCCUGGCCAACGUGCUGUACGCGCCCGCGCUGCUGCUGCUCAAGAACGUGGCCGGCAUGAGGCCGUCGUACUCGGAGAGGAACAUGCUGCUGGAGGACGGCCCGGCGGGACUGUACGAGUCCGUCAAGGAGGAGGAGAGGCAGAAGAAGAGGAAAGGCCUGAGCGCCGCCGCGGACGACGGCGCCGUCGAGACCUUCGUGCGCCGCUCCUUCUCCGAGUCCUCGGGUGGCGAGUCCGCCUGAAGUCGCCGCAAACGCCGGCCAUUGGCGCG
Messenger RNA from Syngnathoides biaculeatus (alligator pipefish), 1574 nucleotides. It is a transcript of the gene slc18a3a, whose product is annotated as solute carrier family 18 member 3a. The transcript has a single exon. Gene Ontology annotation, molecular function: acetylcholine transmembrane transporter activity. The record is from RefSeq and is a predicted model, not a curated record. Gene Ontology annotation, biological process: chemical synaptic transmission; transmembrane transport. Gene Ontology annotation, cellular component: AP-1 adaptor complex; AP-2 adaptor complex; terminal bouton. Bases 1 to 1545 code for a protein of 514 amino acids. Lineage: Eukaryota; Metazoa; Chordata; Actinopteri; Syngnathiformes; Syngnathidae.